This is a messenger RNA of Drosophila ficusphila, 1996 nucleotides long. RefSeq names its product tyrosine-protein kinase-like otk. The record is from RefSeq and is a predicted model, not a curated record. The coding region runs from base 429 to 1727 and encodes 432 amino acids. The transcript has 3 exons. NCBI's taxonomy places the organism in Eukaryota, Metazoa, Arthropoda, Insecta, Diptera, Drosophilidae.
CUACCAUGGUGCGAACUGUGCGCCGGCUGGCAGCGUUAAAUUAGCCCUGUGCGGCGUCAAAUGAGUUCUGAAACCGAACGCGGAAGGUUGUGCCCUCAGAAAAGAUACAAUUUGUGGGUUCCCCGAAAUCGAGUCGCUCGAAAGAUCCCCGGGCUCUGCGUCUCCGGCAGGAUAAUAAAGCGUGACGCGUGUGCGUAACAUAAAAAUAACCAUAAAGCAAAUGCUCUCCACUCCGGGUGGAAUAAAUGAAGUGAGGUAAAGUGAAGUGAAGCAAGGGAAAGCCAGAAACAGAAACCGACGAAGGCAAACGGCGGAAUUCCUUCAAAAAAUCGGCAAAUAAACAAGAAGAAAAGAGAAGCACACACCGGUUUUGUGCGAAAGAAGCGAAGGAAGUACGAAGUGAAAUCAAAAGAAUUCUUCGCUUCGAAAUGGGGCUGAACGGAAGACGAUUGUUCAGCUGCGGCCUGGGAUUCUUCUGCCUGAUCUUGUGCUCUUACGCCGCACCCUUAUCUUUUGAGGAUGUGAGCAUCGCAAGUGGUCUCCAAUCCGCGAUAACCAUCAAGGAACAGAGUCCUUUGCAACUGCCCUGCGACUACCAACUGCCGGAUGAGUAUCUCCAGAAGAACAGCGUCGUUCUGCGCUGGCGGAAGGACAACAAAACGCUCCGCCAAGUGGAGCUGGGCAGGACGAGCGGCACCACCAGCGAGCCCCAGUUGGAAACCAUGUUGCGCGAGGAUUCGCGAGUGGCUUUGAGCAGGGACAGUGGUUCCCUGCAGUUCACCAGUGUUCUGGCCAGUGAUGCCGGCCAGUAUCAGUGUCAGCUGGUCAUCGAGGGUUCCGUGGCAGCCAGUUCCUCCAAUGGAGUGGUCACUGUUAUAGAACAACUCAAGUUCAUGCCGCAACCCACGUCAAAGAACUUGGAGCUGGGAACUCUCAGUAAAGUUCACUGCAAGGCGCAAGGAACACCAGCUCCACAAGUUAAAUGGAUGCGGGAAACCCAGCUACCUCUACCUGCGAAUGUGACCGACCAGAAUGGCACGCUGAUCUUCAACCAGGUCAGCAACGAGCAGCGAGGUCAGUACACCUGCAUCGCCUCCAACAGCCAGGGUCAAAUCAGUGCCACCGUGUCCAUCAACGUUGUGGUGGCCCCCAAGUUCAGUGUUCCUCCCGAAGGACCCAUUGAGGUGUUGGAAAGCGGGACAGCCGUAAUCCACUGCCAGGCAAUAGGGGAACCAAAACCCACAAUUCGCUGGGACAAGGAUCUCACUUACUUGAAUGAGAACAAUACGGAUGCGGAUCGCUUUUCGGUGAUGGAGAAUGGAACGCUGGAGAUCCGGAAUGUGCGACCGGAGGACGAGGGUCGGUAUGGCUGCACCAUUGGCAGCAGUGCGGGAUUGAAGCGAGAAGAUGUACUGCUGGUGGUGAAGUCCAGUAAAUCUGCCUCAAACUCGAUAAUCACCAGGAUAAUCAUAGUGAUCAUCUGUCUGGCCUUCCUGUACUUUGUGCUGGUGCUGGGCCUGAAGGUCUGGUACCGCUAUCGCCGUCACCUGGGCAAGGUCCAGUUGGAGGACGGGCAUGCCAAUGGACCCACCGAUGGCCAGGAGCACGAUCACCAGGAGAACGAGCCCUGCCUGACGGAGGCCAACUCCAGCAAGAAUCUGAAGAGCAAGCUGAGGGAGAGCACCAUCCUGGAGCAGGAGUCGCAGGUGGCCGAUGAUAUUGUGUGAGGAGGAGGAGCAGCACUUGCCCUCCGGACACCCUUGUCUGCCACUUUCCAUGAUCUCGGUCACGUGCCCCUCGAGUGUUACUCCGUUUUGUUGUUGAGAAUCAAAAAGGAACUUGUGAAAUCCAACGGAAAUCUAUUUGUAUUUAUAUUUAUCUAGUUUAUGUAACUAUAUGUAUUUAUGCAUGUGUGUGUCUGUGUGUAUAUAUCCCAUGUACAGUUAUUUUUUAGUAGAAUAAAUAUUUUAUGGCUCUCAUAGAGCCCCAUUUUAUA